AUGACAGACGCCACUACUCGCGGCACCGACGCGGUGGAGGCGCCACCGCCGGCGGCCCGUCUCCCAAAACGCCGAGCAAUGGCGUCCCUGCGGCUCCUCUGCGCCCUGCUCUGCCUCCUCCGCCACCUCGCGGCCAGCCACGCCGCCGCCAGGGACACCGUCACGCCGGGCAGCCCGCUGACGGCCAAGGAGACGCUGGUCUCGGGCGGCGACGGCAACUUCGCGAUGGGCUUCUUCACGCCGCCGGGCGCCAACAGCACCUACCUCGGCGUCUGGUACAACAAGGUGUCGCUCCGCACCGUGGUGUGGGUCGCCAACCGCGAGGCCCCGAUCGCGGGCGCCGUCGAGGACAACCCCGGCGCCACGCUCUCCGUCUCCGCCGGCGGCACGCUCGCCAUCGCCGCGGGGAACGGGACCGUGGUGUGGUCGGUCCAGCCGGCGGCGAGGCUGGCGAACCCGGCGGCGCAGAUCCUCGACAACGGCAACCUGGUGCUCGCGGACGGCGUCGGCGGCGCCGUGGCGUGGGAGGGGUUCGACUACCCGACGGACACGAUGCUCCCGGAGAUGAAGAUCGGGAUCGACUACGUGAAGCGGAAGAACCGGACCCUGACGUCGUGGAAGAGCCCCUCGGACCCUUCCCCGGGCCCCGUCGCCAUGGUCAUGGACACCAACGGCGACCCCCAGGUGUUCAUCUGGAACGGCGGCGAGAAAGUGUGGCGCUCCGGCCCCUGGGACGGCGUCCAGUUCACCGGCGUGCCGGACACCGCCACCUACUCCGGCUUCACCUUCAGCUUCAUCAACAACGCGCAGGAGGUCACGUACAGCUUCCAGGUGCACAACGCGUCGAUCAUCUCGCAUCUGGGCGUGGUGAGCACGGGCAACUACGGGCUGCUGCAGCGGUCGACGUGGGUGGAGUCGGCGGGGACGUGGAACCUCUACUGGUACGCGCCCAAGGACCAGUGCGACGCGGUGUCGCCGUGCGGGCCCAACGGCGUGUGCGACACCAACAACCUCCCCGUCUGCUCCUGCCUCCGGGGCUUCACCCCCAAGACCCCCGCGGCGUGGGCGCUGCGCGACGGCCGGGACGGGUGCGUGCGCUCGACGCCGCUAGACUGCCGCAACGGCACCGACGGGUUCGCCAAGGUGCGCCACGCCAAGGUGCCCGACACGGAGCGGAGCGUGGUGGACAUGUCCCUGACGCUGGACCAGUGCCGGGCGGCGUGCCUCCGGAACUGCUCCUGCACGGCGUACGCCAGCGCCAACGUGAGCGCCGGCGGCCGCGGCAUCGGCGACGGCACGGGAUGCGUCAUGUGGACCACGGGGCUCACCGACCUGCGCGUGUACCCGGACUUCGGCCAGGACCUCUACGUCCGGCUCGCCGCCGCCGAUCUCGAAUUAGCAAGCAAAUCAAGGAGGGCACCUAUCAUAAUCGCGGUUGGCGCCAGCGUCUCGGCACUGGUGCUUCUUCUGGCAGUUGCUGGUCUCCUCAUCUGGUCGAGAAGGAAAAGGCUUCGAAGAACAGCUGGAUCAAGCAAAUGGAGUGGUUCACGCAGCACUGGCCGUCGCUACGAGGGAAGCAGUCACGACAAUGACCUGGAACUGCCAAUAUUUGAUCUGGGCACAAUUGCAGCUGCUACUGACGGUUUCUCGAUCAACAACAAGCUCGGUGAGGGUGGCUUUGGACCAGUAUACAAGGGUAAACUCGAGGAUGGAAUGGAAAUCGCAGUGAAAACACUUUCAAAAACAUCGGCACAAGGACUUGAUGAGUUCAAGAACGAGGUUCUGUUGAUAGCCAAACUCCAGCACCGGAAUCUUGUUCGGCUUCUUGGAUGUAGCAUUAGUGGGCAAGAAAGGAUGCUUGUUUAUGAGUAUAUGGCAAACAAGAGCCUGGACUAUUUCCUAUUUGAAAAGGCCAAUGUUGUACUUGAUUGGCAAGUGCGGUAUCAUAUAAUAGAAGGCAUCACUCGAGGUUUACUGUAUCUCCACCAGGACUCGAGAUACAGAAUCAUCCACAGAGAUCUGAAGGCAGCUAAUGUGCUUCUAGACAAGGAGAUGACUCCAAAAAUUUCGGACUUCGGCAUGGCAAGAAUAUUUGGCAAUGAAGAGACAGAAAUCAAUACUCGAAAGGUGGUUGGAACAUAUGGUUAUAUGUCUCCGGAGUAUGCAAUGGAUGGAAUCUUCUCAGUCAAAUCAGAUGUAUUCAGUUAUGGAGUAUUAUUGCUGGAAAUUGUUAGUGGCAGGAGAAACAGAGGAGUAUAUUCAUAUUCGAACAACCAAAGCCUUCUAGGCCAUGCAUGGAGCUUAUGGAACGAGGAGAAAAGCAUAGAGUUAGCAGAUGAAAGAAUGGGCGGAUCGUUCAACUCAGAUGAAGUGCUCAAGUGCAUCAGAGUUGGACUCCUGUGUGUGCAAGAGAACCCAGAUGACCGUCCACUGAUGUCUCAGGUGCUUCUGAUGUUAGCUACUCCUGAUGCUGCCUCAUUGCCAACACCUAAGCAGCCUGGCUUUGCAGCUAGGAGAGUUCUUAUGGAAACAGACACAUCAUCAACCAAGCCAGACUGCAGCAUAUUUGACAGUGCAACAAUUACCAUGCUUGAAGGUCGAUAGUAGUUAAGACUUGACAAAUAUCAUGAUAAUUAAACUACUAGGUUCCUCUUCAAAAAAAAAAAAUUAAACUACUAGGUGAAUAAGUAAUGUUGGUGUUUUCUUCAGUACUGUAGUAUUGUGUGACUGAGCAACAGAAAAUUGUAUAAUUAUUAAAUAAGUAGCAGCAACUAGAAUUAUGGUUGCUUUCAU
Molecule: messenger RNA, 2793 nt
Organism: Panicum hallii
Lineage: Eukaryota; Viridiplantae; Streptophyta; Magnoliopsida; Poales; Poaceae
Product: receptor-like serine/threonine-protein kinase SD1-8
Exons: 8
Coding region: 1-2604 (867 amino acids)
Biological process (GO): recognition of pollen; protein phosphorylation
Molecular function (GO): ATP binding; protein serine/threonine kinase activity
Source: RefSeq, a predicted model, not a curated record